Molecule: messenger RNA, 1092 nt
Organism: Loa loa (African eye worm)
Lineage: Eukaryota; Metazoa; Nematoda; Chromadorea; Rhabditida; Onchocercidae
Exons: 7
Coding region: 136-870 (244 amino acids)
Biological process (GO): intraciliary retrograde transport
Cellular component (GO): cilium; intraciliary transport particle A
Source: RefSeq, a predicted model, not a curated record
UCAUCGAGCAAAUGCUGCGGCCCACUAUUAGCAUGUGACCCGCUAUGCAAUCAAUUGUCUCAUCGCUGUGAACCAUAGAAUCUGAAGUCAGGUUAGAUGAGUUGGAUGGAAAAGGAAGAAAUUCAGUGAUGACAAAUGGACCUUAAUAUUGGCAUAGACAGCAAGCCGCGAACUCGACGAGGACGUCCUCGCUUCACUGAUCGACUGGUCACAUUGGCCGGUGAUCGUAAUGACGACACCAAUGACCCCAUCAGUACGAUAGAUUCGAAAAUAGCUCUAAAUGUGCGUGUAAAGGAACGAGAAAAUGGUGGUACUAAAAAAGGCCCAUUGGGAAGCAUCUUCAAAGAUACAUCCACCAAUUCCAUCAAAGGCCUUUUUUACAAGGAAUCCAGCCAUGACCUGAAGGAUAGUAUCAGGCGCCCUCUCACAGGAUUAUUUCGAAGGCCAAAUUCCCGCGCAAAUCCCAAAUUUGGGUCAAAGAAUGAAAACAGAACAGGGACAGACGUCUUUGUACCCGAAGUUUCGAAUUAUAGAAAUGAACAUACAAUUUCUCGGAGUUCGGCAACAUCUUGUUUCGAAGGAGUUUUGCAUGAUGUUGCUAAUGCUCCGAGCAUAAACGUCAAUCAGAUAUCAACCGUGUAUCAGUUGGAUUUUAUGAAUGCGGAGAAUACUUCACUAGCUAAAUUGGAUGAUAUAGAUUUAUCACUUCUAUCACGCUUUUUGUGUACAGAGGAAGAAGUAAAUGAUGAGAAAACAUCUUGGACAUGGGACUAUCUUUUUGCUAGUGUGAGUACAGAAAUGCGCGACGAAUGGAUGCAAGACGAGGGACGGGAUGAUAGUGAUUACGGAGAUGAAAAUCUAAUCAAGUAGAGACGUUUCCAUAGUUUUCUACUUUUCAUUAUGGUAAUAUGUGCUUAUCUUUUGACUGUUUUAAUUGGAUGCGAGGAUUGCAACUUUAGAAACGCGUACAAAGCUUUUUACUGUAUUUGAUUCGGCUCCUACCCAAUGUGAUUAAUGCCGUCGUUAAGGACAACGCAGUACUUCCCGACUUGAGCUCUGCAUUGCUACUUUUAUUAGAUAUACUAAUUAAAU